Danio rerio (zebrafish) is the source of this 3825-nucleotide messenger RNA. The record is from RefSeq and is a predicted model, not a curated record. Lineage: Eukaryota; Metazoa; Chordata; Actinopteri; Cypriniformes; Danionidae.
CCUCGCACCGCCCAGAUAAGAAGAAAUUCGCGCCCCUGAGUCAACUCGCCCCGCGUGGUCUCCUGGGUAACGGUGCUUAUGGCAACCACUGUAAACAACGCGCUCCGCUGUACCGCGGCGAGCCGCGAACAGAACAGUUAACGUUAUGGCUUUCUGCAAUACCGAGUAUUUCGACCAGAUCGGAAAUAUUCAAAAGAUCAUACACGAACGUGAGAGGAGAAGACAUGAGCUGGAAGAAACACUGUUUUCCUACUUAAGAUCAGAUGAAAGAUUGACUAGGUUGAAGUGUGCCAAGAUGCGCUGCUAUGCCAAGGAGCUGCACGAGAGAGAGCAGCGAGCAAAGACGCGCAACCUUGAGCUUCUUGGGAAUGUGGAGAACUUGGCAUCAAAAUUAAAAGAAUUCUCCAUUGAUUGCAGCAGGCUGCUUCAAAAGAGGAUGGAGUACAAGAAUCAUAUUACCAGACUGAAGAAAGACAGGAGAAAAAUGGGGAGCAGGGGCAAAUCAGAAGCAGACGAGCACCCGAGCCGAUUGAGUACUCAAGGAUUAUCACAGAGUGCUGCCAUCUUCAUGGGUCACCAGACCUCCAACGGCUCAUCAAGAAAUGAUGGCGCCACAACCAAACGUUCGCCGUCUCAUACAGAGCAGAUUCCUAAUCAUCCUUCACUCCCUCCUUCACAAAGUGGCCUUUGUAUGCACUCCCAUGUUUCAAAAGCCAGCGGCGCUGGCAUUUUAUCUGAUGACAUUCUAAACUCAGGUGAUUUCCUUGAGGGCAGGCGUUUGAGUGACGUGCGUGAAAAGCAGAUGGAGUCUGAUUGGGACAUCUCUCAGAGGGCAAGAGAGCAGCAGAGACAGGAAGAACUAAAGUCACCUCACACAACCCUAAAGGAAGCUGAAGUGUCCUCUCGAUCUGUGACCGUGAACAAGCCUGCAGACAUUGUGUCGUUAGAGCACUGUCCAACUCGCAGUCCUUCCCCAGAUACCACUGAUCCAAGUGAUGCCUCACAGUACAUGAACUCAGGAGGUGAGGAUAAGGAAGAGUCUGCAGAGGAUGAAGAUGACUCCGCGCCAAUAAAUCAGAAUCAUUCAGAUUACACCAGCAACAUUCUCAAACCAGACACCUCAAUGCAUUCAGACAGUGAUGAUUCAGCAUCACAGAGUCAAAGUGGGCAUCACGCAUCGAGAGGAAAUGCGUUAAUUCAAGAGCAGAGUAUAAAAGCCAUGCAAACCCAUUGUGGUAGCAAACACAAGAAGGUCAGCACAUGGCAGUCUGGACAACAUCACUUUUCUGAGUCCCCUAACAGGCUCUCCAUGAAGGGAUUUUGCCAUCUUCUGAAGUGCAUUGAGCAGCGUCUCGAAACUGAAGAUGUAGUGAACCUCUACAGAAUCUCAGUCAAUGAGCAGAACCUCAGUGAUGAUAUCAUCAGCAUAUGUAGUCAACGUGGGCGUUUGGAUGAUAUAGAUCUGCAUGCAUGUGGUGCUGUGGUUCUGCAGCAGCUCUCCAUGCUAUCCUGCAGUCUGCCUCAUGGAUGCCUUUUACCCAGUGAUCUCAUCAACUCUCACUGGUCAACCACCUCAAAGCCACAGCAGAUCAGAUUGUGUCUGUCAGCUGAAAGUGCUGUGCUGUGGGACUGCUGUUUUACACACAUGGUUCAGCUUCAGAAACAGAAACUCCUCAGCACUGACCACAUCAUCCAGCUCUUCACUCCACUCCUGCUGCCAGCCGACGCCACCUACACUGACAAGGCAGGAAAGCUGUUGAAGAGACUUCUGACCUACAAAUCUGAGACCCAUUAUCCAUCAAAAAGUGAAUCGUCGUCAUCUUCCAGUUUGCCUUCUCUUCUAAACGACAGUGUAGAGAUCAAGCCCGCCAGGCCUUCCGGAACAAAUGCUCAAACUGGCGAAGAACAAGAGACCAAAGCAUAUCAGCUGCUUAAACAAUCUGUGGCACAAGAGAGGCACUGGAGUGACUCGGAGGAGGAGGUUUCAGAGCCACCAGAUGCCCACAAACUGGAGAAGCCUGAGGUACAGCAGGAUAUUUUAACACAAAACAACCGGAAAAGUGUAAAGACGAAACCUUUCUCUGCUGUCCAAUCAAAGGCAUUUUGGGGAGAAUCUGACGACAGCAAUUCUGAGAUCGAAAUGGCCUUGCGUCCUCAGUCCUACAACACCAGCAGCCAUGACUUUGACGAUUUUUACGACUGAUGCUUCUCUUUGCUUGAGUUCACAGCGUGGUGCAUUUUUUUAAUGAGCAGUUAAUUUGUUUGAAAGAGAUGCCUUUAUGCAAGCGCAAAACAAACAGAAAUCUUCACUCCGGAAUGAGUGCGACAUUCCAUGAAAACAAAAAGAGCCAUCCUCUUUAUUGUGGCCAAAGACUGUGAAGGGUUUUCAAAACAUGUUGGUGUUAACCCUGCUUGAAUCUCUUUAGCUGAACAACACUUGGGCCUGGUUGAAAUAGAUUAAACUUGGUUUUUAAAGUGAUUCCUUUGCACUGUGCUGAAUAUUACGCAUUUCAGCCGCUGCAGGUAUCUGGCGGUGAGUUGGAGUGGAAUGCUCUGAGUCAACUCCUAUGAAAAGCCAGUGCACAAUGGCCACUCCGCAUGCUGCUGAAACACCUCUGAACUCCCUCAAGUGGCCGUGGCCCAUUUAGGAGGACAAAAUGCGUUGUGCUCAUCUCAAUAUAGAAACAAAUGCUCUCUGUGUAAAAAAGCCUUUUCGUCAGCUCAGCGCGACACAGCGUGUCUCCGACGAUAGUCCACUUCACCGUUCUCCUGGCUUUCGAAAUACGCUUUUGCUAUAUUCUUGCUCUCUCUCUCUCUGGUUGCUUUUUAUACAUAUGAUUUCUGUUACCAUACUUUAACAAUAAACGCAUGCGAGCGCGUCACAUUUUAAGUUCUCUGUUAAUUCGCCCCUCUAAUGGCUAUUUUUAGACUCAACACGAUAGUUAAAAUUACGGGUAAUUAUGAUUAGGCAUUGAAAAGAGCACUGAUCAAACACAGCGAUAUCAUUACAGUAAUAACGGUUGUUGUUUUUUUUGUCCCCAAACAGCCAAUCAGAGAUAACUACUCUAACCCUUUUUUCUAAUGGACCUGAAAAUAACAUCGCAAACUAAAAUUGCCGUGCACAGAUUUGCCCAUUUUGUGUAUUCAUAGGCAUUGGUAAUCUGCAUGGGAUCGUCAUUUUGUCUGUGACUCCUGGUUCAUCAUUGCGCUGGUAUAUUUAACAUGCUCGGAGGCAUGUUAUCCUGUAAUGACACAGAACCUGCAGCGUUCUAUCCAUCAGUAUGAUUCCAUUAGUUCGCUUUUAAGUAAGUUUAUGAGGCCGAACCUGCGAGAGGACGACUGCGCACUCAUUAGCUGUAAUGGCUACAGCCAGCCUUGACCCGCACGAGUCCAAAUGUGCCUGCAUAAUUUGGAGAUUGCUAAAAAGCUCCCCUCAUAUAAUAUCUGUGUUAAGGAUCAUGUCAACAGAUACUUGUGUGAUGGGAGGAAAGCCGUGUAAGAGAGUUUCAUUGUAACAACGCCAUAAACACUUUUUAAAGGAACCGUCUUAACAUCGUAAAAAACGAGUCAAACUUUCAAAUGAUGUCAUGUCAAAGCAGAGCAAAAGUGUUUUGUCUCAAAGUAGUCCAUGCAGAGAUUUCUUUCCUGCGAAAAUAAGCAUGCAUGAAUGUCUCCCAGCAGGGAAGGUCAUUAAAGCAUUCACGUUCAGGCACAUUCUCAAUUUAAAUCAUCUGUCUGAAGCUAAUAGUGGAUCUUGCCUGAUUUCAAGGCUCACUUUGGGCGGCAAAUCCAUUCAUUUAACAAAUAAAAUGAGUCAAUUCUGCA